Closterium sp. NIES-65 is the source of this 759-nucleotide messenger RNA. NCBI's taxonomy places the organism in Eukaryota, Viridiplantae, Streptophyta, Zygnematophyceae, Desmidiales, Closteriaceae. The record is from the annotation of a GenBank genome assembly.
AUGGACCGUCCGUUCGUCGCCGCCGCGCACCUCGCCUCCGCGCAUCCUGUCUCCGCCCCAUGUGCUCCCGCCGCCGCUCUCCUCCGCCACGAGCACACUCUUGCCUGCCCGCUCCCGCCGUCCACCUCCGCCUUUUCUCCCCCUUCCGUCGCACGCGGCGUCGCCAGACGAACUUUAUCCUAUCGCAGCCGUCGCACGGCGACUGUCACGGCGACCGCGGGCUACGCGGCAGCGAGCAGCAGCGACGAGAGCGAGAGCGGAGGGAGCUCGGGGCGGCGCGCGGCGAUCGACGUGGAGGGGCUGAGCCUGAGCCUGGGGCGCGCGCAGGUGCUGCGAGAAUGCAGCCUGCGUGUGCCCGAAGGGCAGCUGUGGAUGCUACUGGGACCCAACGGGUGUGGCAAGUCAACGCUGCUCAAGGUACUAGCGGGGCUGCUGCAGCCCAACAGUGGGCGGCUGAGAGUGGACGCACCUCGCUCCUUCGUCUUCCAGAACCCCGACCACCAGGUCAUCAUGCCAACUGUGAAUGCUGACGUGGCGUUCGGGCUGGGUCGGCUGAACCCGCCGCUGCCAGAGGAGGAGGUGCAGCGGCGCGUGGCAGAGGCCCUGGAGGCCGUUGGCAUGGCGGAGUAUGGGCAGCGCCUGGUGUCGACGCUGAGUGGGGGGCAGAAGCAGCGGGUGGCAAUUGCCGGGGCACUGGCGGAGGAUUCACACACGCUGCUGCUGGACGAGCUCACCACCUUCCUUGACUCCGCUGACCAG